GUCCCUGUACGCGUGUGUGAUGGUUGUGAGCGCGCUAGGCAUACAUUAUCUCUGGCACGCGCGAUAAGCAUUGUACUGUAUAAAACUCGCGUCGAAGUUCGCCGGUUGCUUCAAUUGUCGUUCGGUGCUGACACGCGUAGGAGGUCCCAUACGUAGCUGCGUUGAAAAGCAGAUCAAAUCAGUUAAAUUAUUCACCAAGUGCAUUUAGAGUGAGCAGCAGCAUGGCAUCGAAGGUUCCAUUUGUGACGCUUAACAACGGGCAAAAGAUGCCCAUGCUCGGUCUGGGAACUUGGGGCUCUCCUCCUGGCGAGGUUGCUCAGGCAGUAAAGGAUGCCAUCGAUAUCGGUUACCGGCAUAUCGAUUGUGCCCACGUGUACCAGAACGAGCAUGAGGUGGGCGAAGGUGUGAAGGCCAAAAUCGACGAGGGAGUCGUAAAGCGUGAGGAUCUUUUCAUUACCAGCAAGCUGUGGAACACUUUCCACAGCCCGGAUCUGGUCGAGGGCGCCUGUAGAACAACGCUGAAGAACCUCGGUCUGGAGUAUAUCGAUCUGUAUCUGAUUCACUGGCCGAUGGGAUACCGCGAGGGAGGCGAACUGUUCCCGCAGGACGCGAACGGUAAAACGGCUUACUCCGAUGUGGAUUAUGUUGAUACGUACAAAGCGAUGGAGAAACUGGUCGGGCUCGGUUUGACGAAAAGCAUCGGCAUUUCCAACUGUAACGCGAAGCAAGUCGAACGCGUUCUAGCGGUGGCAACUAUUAAGCCUGUAACCAACCAGGUCGAAUGCCAUCCGUACCUGACGCAGAGCAAACUGUCCCCGUUCUGUACCGAGCGCGGAAUGGUAAUUACUGCCUACAGUCCGCUUGGUUCACCGAACCGUCCCUGGGCAAAGCCGGACGAUCCGCAGCUGAUGGAGGAUUCAAAGAUUGUCGAACUGGCGAAAAAGUACAGCAAAACGCCUGCCCAAAUUCUUAUCCGCUACCAGAUUCAGCGUGGUCAUGUGGUUAUUCCGAAGUCGGUAACGAAGUCACGCAUCGCGUCCAACUUUGAGGUGUUCGAUUUCGAGCUGACCAAGGACGAUGUGGCGCUGAUCGAUACGUUCGACUGCAAUGGACGUUUGGUACCGAUCUCGAGUGCUGCUGGACAUCCCCAUCAUCCAUUUGAGAACGAUGAGUAUUAAAUUGUUGGAUUAUUUACAUACAUGCGAAAAACAUGCUUAAAUGCUUUAAUAAAGAACAUAUAAAGCAUGAA
Anopheles funestus (African malaria mosquito) is the source of this 1249-nucleotide messenger RNA. Its product is annotated as aldo-keto reductase family 1 member B1-like. The transcript is spliced from 3 exons. Gene Ontology annotation, cellular component: cytosol. Gene Ontology annotation, molecular function: aldose reductase (NADPH) activity. NCBI's taxonomy places the organism in Eukaryota, Metazoa, Arthropoda, Insecta, Diptera, Culicidae. Bases 222 to 1178 code for a protein of 318 amino acids. The record is from RefSeq and is a predicted model, not a curated record.